AUGGGUCGGGUAUUCGCGCUCUCCCUCACCGUCGUCUCUGUCACCUUCUACCUGUCCUGCAUUUGCGGGCUGGCCGCAGAGAAUAACGACACCGCGACCGCUGGCAUCUGUGGAAACUUUUCUGACUGCAAAUCAUGUAUUCAAAAUGGAACAGGCUGCAAGUGGAUCAAAUGUGAAUCUGAAACUACUGAGGUGUGUGUAAAUGGAACAGAGGAGCAUAACUGUACAGCUGUAGAACAGUGUUCUUCUCCUACAAGUGCUCCUGCUUCCAAUGCUACUACACCACCCUCCAGUGCUACUACACUGCCUUCCAACAGUACCACUGCGUCUUCCAAUACUACCACAGCUACUCCUGCUACCACAGCCCUUACUACUAUAGCUAACGUCACCAAUGCAACCACGCAUGCUCCUCUAUCUACAACUGCCAUUCCUUCAGCUACCACAACACCCACUAUUCCAGGUACUGUGACUCCUGCACCUUCUUCACGCAAGUCUACCUUCGAUGCUGCAAGUUUCAUAGGUGGAAUUGUCCUUGUCCUGGGUCUGCAGGCUGUUGUUUUCUUCCUGUACAAAUUCUGCAAGUCGAAAGACCGAAACUACCACACGCUUUAGGACUUGCCACUUUCCCAAGGACUAGUAGCUCAACACCUGUAGUUCACUGAACCAAAAUAUUUUCUGUUGCUCAUGGAAGACAGCAGUUCGUAAUAUCCUUUAAAUCUAUAAAAGAAGACUUUCAAAGAAUAUUUUUGCAACCUUAUACUUGGCAAGAGGUGAUAUGAAUUUCUUCAACAGGAUUACUUGCAAUACGCUGCAUGGGUUCUAAUGGCUGUCUUAUUUUCCUUUAGUGGCUGCUGCUGUGGGACUUUUUUUUUGAUAUGCCAAAUGUAGAUGUUCAGAGAUGAUUCAGUAGCAACACUGUCUUGAGCAGACAAUCUCAUGAUGACUUAUUGUGAUGGCUAAUCAACAUUUGAUACAGUAUCCUUUCACUUUUAUCAAAAUGUGAGUUAUUGGUGACUGACUUCAGGGAGCGAAAUACCAUUUGUGCUAGUUUAUGGCUGUGCUAGAAAGGUGAACAAAAUUGUAGCAGAUAGUAUCUUAAAAGAAUAACAUAAUCCAUAGUUGUUUUUACAUGAGAAUAAAGGUUGCCUGUUAAAAUACUGCAUUCCAAACAGAACUCCUCUACCCUUUCCAGUUAAUGUUGAGGGUGGAAAGGGGAUGUAGGGAUAAUCCUUCUAAAGGGGAAAUGAAGAUUAGUGCCUUAAAAAGACUAAAAUUCAGUAGGCUGCAGAAGUGUCCCACCCAUCUCAGAUAAAUAAGACUAUUAAAUACUAACUUUGUGUAGGAGAAUGGAAUACAUGUGACUUGAGCAUUCCAAUUUAAAAACUUUUUACACUAAAUAAUUGUCCCUUGUUGACCUUGUUUGAGGGUGAGGGAGCAUGGUACAGUAAUGCUGAGCUACAAAGAGAAGCUUUAAGUUGUUUACUUUUUCUGUUGUGACCUACAAAGACCAACCAUAAAAAUAGUGAUAAAAUUCAGUUCACACCCUGUCUAAAAAGGCAACAACUUAGAUUUAUACUUGAAAUAUUGGUGUUUAGAAAAGCCUGAAGUCUUUCUUACUCAGAUGGUUUUUAAACUCAUUGCAAUUAAUUUCAGGGUCUCGGUUGUUGGGUUUUUUUACCUGCUGAAGGAGCAGUUAAGGGUGGUUCAGCAGAUCUGCUGAUUCAUCCUAGUCAGAAUUGCUGUAGUUCUGGGGCUGCCAGGGCUACACCUGUUUUCCUUUCCCCUCCUUGCUUCCUGGCAUCAGAUGCAUGGCACCCUGCAGUGAUCUGCUUAAGAAAAUCCGUUUGGCCAAAUAGUUGUUUUUCCCUUGGUUGCAUCAGCCAUGUCAUCUGAGCAUCAAAGGUACGUCAUCUCCCAUGCAGAAUGACUUGAGCACCUGUAGAAAUAAACCCACAGGGAAAUGGAAGUUGAGGUGAAAUCAAGUGGUGGGUGUAGCACGUAGUCCGUAGCUUUCAAUGCUAUCCCUUGAUCAGCCAUUUCAGGGUAAUCUGUAGUACUGUCUUGCUAGCUCUGACUGAACUGGAAUUUGGCACCCAAUACCAAAUGAUAGUGUCAAAGCAGCGGGCAGUCACGGUGGUGGAACUUGGGUAGGAAGCAAAUGGAAGUGCACUUCAGUUGGAGACUUAAAGCUCAGUGUUGCUUUCUGGUGUUCUUCUAGUUUGAAUGGCAUUGUUUCUGUUGUGCUGCAUAGGAGACUCAAAUGGCUGCAAAAUACAGAAGUUACUCACCAGUACUGUAUCUUUCAGUUCGUUAGCUUUUGGUUUUCUAAACAGAACUUAAGACAAUCAGCUCAGGUUUAUUACCAUGGCAGAGUGAGCAGCCAGUUUCCAGCAAAAGCAUAUGUGUGGGUUAGAUGUUAUAUCCUUGGCCUUACUGUGUAAUCACUUCAAUCUGUCCUUUCCCUCAGCUAUUUUCUUAAAUUUAUUUGUUUAAAAAGAUACCCAUGAGCUUGUAUUCUGUGCUUUGAAGUGGGCAAAAUGCUCUCCUAAAGCGUGACUCAGCAAAGUAAACUGUAUGCCUAGUAUGUCAUUUUUUUUUUUUUGGCCUCCAAGGGCUGUCUUUUGGGAAACUCACAGACACUUCACAGCAUGGAAGACAUAGCCACAGAAAAGUUGUUGCUCUGUAAAAUGUUGCUAAAAUGCUUAUUCAUGAGCUGUGCUGGUCCUCAUUUAGGUUGCUGAUAAAGUAUACUGGUAAAGCAAACUAAGAAAAAAAAAAAUAUGUUUGAAGUGCCUUAAAGUUGCUUAAUCUUUUGCCUCAGAUUUUGUUUGAAAGGGUAGAAGAGAUAACACCUUGCCUUAGUUACUGAAUUUUUCUUGGUGCCAGCAAUUGCUACUUCCCAAGACUCUAGGAAACCCAGGAUCUCUGACACAUACAGAUGCCAACCUGAAAAACUCAAGCUUAUACUCUGUCAAUUCAGUUCUGCCCUGGAAGGCCUGCACUAUGCACUGCUUGCUCCUUAGCCUUGCCAAAAACAUACAGUCCACAGUUUACAGAGUUGUGGCUUGGAUUGUUUCCCUUUCAGUUGUUUGGGAGGAGGGGAGGCUGGGUUAUACAUCUUCACCAUGUGCUUGGCUGCCUCACUGUAGAAAUUGAUUACUCCUUUGAAACGGCAGUUUCAGCUGAUCUGUACUGCGUACUAGCAAAACAACAAAUCCAAACCUGAAGUAACAACUUGCAGUUUUUCUUGGCCUUGUGUUUUGAAGUGGAAGGUAGCUCAUAGAUUUGUAGUUUGUAUUUGCCCUUAAAUCAGUUUCAGGCACUGAGCUGUAGUGACUCAAGGUUACCUGGCUUUUUCUUGAAGCCACUUUGUGCAAAUAUGGAGCUGUUAUCUUAUGAAUGUUCUCUGCAAGCAUUGCUGUAAAAGUUUGUAUUUUGUCUUCAGUGGAAGAAAACUGAAACAGUUGUAAUCGCAAAACCAAAUUGAUAAAUAAAA
Molecule: messenger RNA, 3496 nt
Organism: Indicator indicator
Lineage: Eukaryota; Metazoa; Chordata; Aves; Piciformes; Indicatoridae
Gene: CD164
Product: CD164 molecule
Exons: 6
Coding region: 1-612 (203 amino acids)
Cellular component (GO): lysosome; endosome
Source: RefSeq, a predicted model, not a curated record